AUGUACAAUGUUGGAGGAUUCGAAGUCGCGCGCUGGGCGGUGUUCACGACGCUCUCGGCAGCACUCUGCGUGAUCGGGGGGAUCAUGGUGCCGGUGGUAGCGCGUUUGUGCUCGUCGCAGCGGGACGUGAACUCGCGGGUGUUGAACUAUGGAUUGUCGUUGAGCGCGGGGGCGAUGAUGUGCAGCAGCAUGUACACGAUGCUGCCGCGGGCCAAGGGCCGGGCGGUGACAGAGUUCCUCGGGUUCCUGGGCGGGGUGGGCGCGAGCUUCGUGGUGAACGAGCUGGUGCACCGGUACACGAGCCAGAGCCUGCUGCACUGCGCGCACGAGGGCGGGGAGGCAGGGCCGUCUACAGGGCAGGGCGAGGGGCUGGGGCCGUCGGAGGAGCGGGCGCUGGCGGUGCGGCAGUCGCUGCGGCAGUACGGGAGCACGACGUGCAUCCCGCUGGCGCGGACGGCCACGGUGAACUCGCUGGCGCCGACGUGCGGGAGCGAACACAAGCAGACGGUGGUGUGUCUGGAGAGCAACAUCGGGUACGACCUGGAGAACCUGGCGACGUACCGGGAGCAGUACCGGGCGGGGCUGCCGAGCAACGCGGGCGAGACAGCUUGCGCGGGUGAGGACGAAGAGCACGCGGCUGCGGAGCGGCACCUGCAUGUGCUGGCGACGCCCUUCUCGAAGCUCCUGUCGAUAGGGAUCCAGACGUGUGUUGCGAUCACGCUGCACAAGUUCCCGGAGGGCUUCAUCAUAUUCUUCACCAACGGCGAGGACAUGGAGGACAGCCGGCUCGGCCUGUCGGUGUUCCUGGGGCUCGCAGUGCAUAACUUCAUUGAGGGGUUCACGAUGACGCUCCCGUUGUACACCGCGCUGGACACGAAGUGGCUCGCGGUGCUGCUCACGGCCGCGCUCUCUGUGGGCACGCAGCCGGUUGGCGCCCUCUUCGGGUAUUUUGUGUUCAAGCAUACGGACAAGCACGAUGUGCAGCUCGACAUGACGUUGCUGCUGAGCAUCACGGCCGGCUUUCUAUUCGUGCUGGCGCUACAGAUGUUUCAGACUGCGGUUGCGUUCAGCGACACUCACCACCACCACGAGGAUGACGACGGGAAAUUGAUAAAGAGCGAGCAUAGCUCCGGGACCAGCUGCCUCAAGUGGUGCUGUCUCGGUGUGCUCCUAGUUCUUGGGAGCAAUACCUUUGCUAGCUAG
Eremothecium gossypii ATCC 10895 is the source of this 1203-nucleotide messenger RNA. RefSeq names its product Zn(2+) transporter ZRT3 (gene ZRT3). The transcript has a single exon. Gene Ontology annotation, biological process: zinc ion transmembrane transport. Gene Ontology annotation, cellular component: membrane. Bases 1 to 1203 code for a protein of 400 amino acids. Gene Ontology annotation, molecular function: zinc ion transmembrane transporter activity. The record is from RefSeq and is marked provisional. NCBI's taxonomy places the organism in Eukaryota, Fungi, Ascomycota, Saccharomycetes, Saccharomycetales, Saccharomycetaceae.